AUGUCUCUCGCCACUCUUGACACUGCCCAGCAUCCCAACCUCCCGUCCGCGUCGGAGACCCUCUUCAAGGCCAAAGCCGCCAAGAAGCUGAGCUUCGAGCAGAUUGCCCAGCACAUUGGCCGCAAUGAAGUGGCUACCGCUGCUAUCUUCUACGGCCAGGCCAAGGCUUCCCCCGAAGACAUCGAGAAACUCGCAUCGCUCCUCACCAUCCCUCACGAUGCUCUGGAGGAAAGGCUUAGUGGUUUUCCCGACCGUGGUCGCACCGUGGAGAUGCCUCCCAAGGAGCCCUUGAUUUACCGGUUGUAUGAGAUUGUGCAGAACUAUGGGUACGCAUACAAGGCGGUGUUGAACGAGAAGUUUGGUGAUGGUAUUAUGAGCGCUAUCUCUUUCUCGACCAAGGUGGAGAAGGAGACAGAUGCGGAUGGAAAUAACUGGGCCGUGAUUACUCUGCGUGGAAAGUGGCUGCCCUUCUCGCGGUUCUAA
Messenger RNA from Aspergillus luchuensis, 483 nucleotides. It is a transcript of the gene cyn1, whose product is annotated as putative cyanate hydratase. Gene Ontology annotation, molecular function: cyanate hydratase activity; DNA binding. The transcript is spliced from 3 exons. The coding region runs from base 1 to 483 and encodes 160 amino acids. The record is from RefSeq and is a predicted model, not a curated record. Lineage: Eukaryota; Fungi; Ascomycota; Eurotiomycetes; Eurotiales; Aspergillaceae.